Messenger RNA from Cyphellophora attinorum, 1719 nucleotides. Its product is annotated as Gamma-glutamyltranspeptidase 2. Gene Ontology annotation, biological process: glutathione catabolic process. The record is from RefSeq and is a predicted model, not a curated record. Bases 1 to 1719 code for a protein of 572 amino acids. Lineage: Eukaryota; Fungi; Ascomycota; Eurotiomycetes; Chaetothyriales; Cyphellophoraceae. Gene Ontology annotation, cellular component: plasma membrane. Gene Ontology annotation, molecular function: glutathione gamma-glutamate hydrolase. The transcript has 2 exons.
AUGGCGUUCCUUCUGAAAAUCGCCCUUGCGGUGUCGCCACUCGUGGUGCAAGCCGGGGCCAAGCCCAUGGCCCUGCCAGCUAUGCAGUAUAGGCAAGAGCCCGACCAUCUCGGAGCUGUCGCAAGCGAGAGCGAGAUCUGUAGCAAUAUUGGCAUAGACUUGCUCAAAGCAGGUGGAAACGCUGCUGAUGCUCUUGUUGGCACUGUCUUUUGCAUAGGAGUCGUUGGCAUGUACCACUCAGGCAUAGGUGGCGGUGGGUUUAUGACAGUCCGCCUGCCAAAUGGCACGUAUGAGCAGAUCGACUUCCGAGAAACAGCACCAGCUGCAGCAUACGAAGACAUGUAUACGAACAAUACGGACGCUUCCAUAUUCGGGGGCCUGGCCAGCGGCGUACCUGGAGAGCUUAGAGGUCUGGAGUAUUUGCACGAGAACUACGGUGUGCUGCCAUGGGCAGAAGUCAUGGCGCCAGCCAUUAAGGUUGCUCGCGAAGGUUGGACUGUCAACGAUGAUCUGGUUCGCUACAUGGCGUCGGCGAACGCCUCAGCCAAUAUUCCCAAUUUCCUCUCCGAGGUUCCAACAUGGGCAAUCGACUUUGCGCCAAAUGGAACACUGGUCCAGCUGAACGACACAAUCACAAGGAAGCGAUAUGGCGAUACUCUCCAGAAGAUCGCUGAUGAUGGCGCUGACGUCUUCUACACUGGGGUUAUGGCAGAGGCGAUGAUUCAAGCGCUCCAGGCAGAAAAUGGCACCAUGACUAUGGAGGACUUGGCCAACUACUCGGCGAUUGUUGCGCCGGCCAUCAACAUCACGUAUCGCGGUUACAAUCUCUUCGCCUCCGAUGCACCAUCAUCGGGUGCUGUGGCUCUCAGCGUUAUGAAGAUCCUAGAAGGAUACCCACCUUUUGCAAGUGAUGGCUCUCUCAACCUAAGCACACACCACACCGACGAAGCCAUGCGCUUUGCCUAUGGAGCGCGAGCCGAUCUCGGCGAUCCAGACUUCGUCGCGAAUCUGACUCGCUAUCAAUCUGAGAUGAUUUCGAGUGCAUACGCCUCAGAAGUGCGCGGCAGAAUUUCCGACAAGCAGUCCUUCAAUGUAUCGUACUACGAUCCUGACGGUCUGGAAUCGCUGGAAACCCCAGGCACUAGCCACGUUACCACAGCAGACGCAUCGGGCAUGGCGAUUACCCUCACAACAACCGUCAACCUUCUCUUCGGGUCCAAUCUCAUGGUUCCCGAAACAGGCGUGAUCAUGAACAACGAAAUGAACGACUUCUCCAUACCAGGCAGCUCCAAUGCUUUCGGCUACGUGCCCUCCCCAGCGAACUAUGUCCGCCCAGGAAAACGCCCCUUGUCAUCUAUCACACCCAUCAUCGUCGAACACGCUUCUAACAACACCCUCUACUUCGUCAUCGGUGCAGCUGGCGGCUCACGAAUCAUUACCGCAACGAUACAGAAUCUUCUGCAUGUACUAGAUCAGAACAUGACGGCGCCGGAGGCCUUGCUUCAGCCGCGACUGCACGAUCAGCUGACGCCCAAUCAGGUCACUUUUGAAUAUGCUUACAAUAAUGAGACAGUGGCUUUCAUGAAGAGCUUGGGACACAAUGUGACCUGGGUCGCGCCGGGACAGAGUGGGGCUCAGGGGAUCAGAGUGCUGCCGAAUGGGACUUUUGAGGCGGCGGGCGAGCCUAGGCAGAAGAACUCGGGCGGAUUCGCUGUAUAA